GCGUUGGCUGCUGGCUGCCGAACCGAACGUGCAACAAGUGUCUGUUUGCUUCGUGUGUUUUCUGUUUGUGUUUGCCAUCCAGAAGAGAAGAAGAGCGUCCCCAGCCAUGAACCCUUCCGAGUGGUUUUCCGAAAUUUCCAACGAACUUUGGCCCGGCCAGUGCUUCUCCGUCAAGGUGAAGCAGGUGCUGCACGAGGAACGCUCCAAGUAUCAAGACAUCAAGAUCAUCCAGAGCGAAUCGCACGGUGUGGUGCUGAUACUGGACGGCAUCAUCCAGUGUACGGAGCGGGAUGAGUUCGCUUAUCAGGAGAUGAUCUCCUUUCUGCCGCUCUGCUGCCAUCCGAACCCGCAGCGCGUCCUGAUCGUGGGCGGCGGGGACGGCGGUGUGGCCCGCGAGGUCGCCAAACAUCCGGCCGUGCUGGAGGUGCACCAGGUCGAGAUCGACGAGCGGGUGGUGGAGCUUUCGAAACAGUACCUCCCGUUCAUGGCGUGCGGGUUCGAGUCGCCCAAGCUGAAGCUCACGAUCGGCGACGGGUUCGAGUACAUGAAGCAGCACGAGGGCGCGUUCGACGUGAUCAUCACGGACAGUAGCGAUCCGAUCGGGCCGGCCGAGUCGCUGUUCCGCGAGUCGUACUUUGAGCUGGUGAAGCGGGCGCUCAAGCCGAACGGCAUCAUCUGCUCGCAGGGCGGCAGCUUCUGGCUGGAUGCGGGGCACGUGCGCGAAACGCUCGACUACUGCCGGAAGCAUUUCCCGCGCGUCACGUACGGGCUGGCCGCGGUGCCGAGCUACCCGACCGGCCAGAUCGGGUUCUUCAUCGCCAGCCUCAAUCCGGAGACGGAGUUCAGGGAACCGGCCCGCCAAUUCGAGGACGCAGAGAUUGACCAGCUGGGACUGCGAUACUACACGACCGACGUGCAUCGGGCGGCCUUCACGCUGCCCAGGUUUGCGGCCAAAGCGCUCAACCCGUAAAAGCAAUAGUUCCCCCUCGUCCGUUUUUCUACUGGAGGGAUGUAAGACUCACAAACGCCCCAAACGCGCCACAAUUGUACAACGAGCGAUAAGCAUUGUUUUUAAAAUAGCGAUGAAGAAGAGGUAAUUCUUUUUAAAGUCAAUGCCAAGAAUCUGUUUCUUUCUGUUAUUUCUCACUCUCUGUUUCUGCCAAAAUAAAUGUUAUUGCAUCAUGUCCACAUUUUUAUAUCAAAA
Molecule: messenger RNA, 1204 nt
Organism: Anopheles gambiae (African malaria mosquito)
Lineage: Eukaryota; Metazoa; Arthropoda; Insecta; Diptera; Culicidae
Gene: SpdS
Product: spermidine synthase
Exons: 3
Coding region: 107-970 (287 amino acids)
Biological process (GO): spermidine biosynthetic process
Cellular component (GO): cytosol
Molecular function (GO): spermidine synthase activity
Source: RefSeq, a predicted model, not a curated record